UUUAUUAUGUAUUUGUUUAGAGUUUUAACCUUUUCUUAUAUGAGUUGUGAAGUUUGUAGUUCGUAAAUUUGUUAACGAUGGCUGGAUUUGACGAUCCGGGUGUGUUUUUCAGUGAUAACUUCGCUCCAGAGGAAAAUCAGGGUGAUGCUCAUGUAAAUUUACAAGCUGCAAAAAAGAAAUUUAAAGAAUUUAUUAGACAAUACCACACGGAAAAUUUUGAUUAUAAGUAUAGAAAUGCUCUCAAGCGCAACUAUAAUUUAGGGCACUACUAUUUAGAAGUUAACAUUGAAGAUGUUGGAAGUUUUGAUGAGACUCUGGCUGACAAACUUUACAAACGACCUACUGAGAACUUAUCUAUUUUCGAGGAAGCUGCCAAAGAAGUUGUUGACGAACUUACGGCGCCAAGACCGGAUGGAGAGGAAAAUGUGGAGGAUAUUCAAAUAAUGCUUUCAUCAGAUGCCCAUGCUGCAAAUCUUAGGGCCUUGAAGUCUGAUGUUGUUUCUUGUCUUGUAAAAAUUCCUGGGAUAAUUAUUAGUGCUUCAGAAAUUAAAGCCAAAGCCACAAAAAUCUCAAUUCAAUGUCGAAGUUGUGGAGUUGUUAUUCCAAAUUUACAUGUGAAUAGCGGAUUUGAGGGUUAUAUUAUGCCUAGAAAAUGUUCUACAGAGCAAGCUGGGAGAAUAAGGAAAUGCCCUGUUGACCCAUAUUUUAUAAUGCCUGACAAAUGUAAAUCAGUGGAUUUUCAAAUUUUAAAACUGCAAGAAUUGCCAGAUGGUAUUCCUCAAGGAGAAAUUCCUAGGCAUAUUUUACUAUAUGCAGAUAGAUAUUUGUGUGACAGUGUGGUACCAGGCAACAGAGUGUUUGUUCUAGGUGUUUAUUCUAUUAAAAAAAUUAGUAGAGCUUCUCGGAGAGAAGGAAGAGAAAAAGCAAGUACUGGUGUGAGAGCAGCAUACAUGCGUGUGGUGGGGAUUCAGUUAGAUGUAGAAGGGGUAGGUUCCUCAAAAUGUGGUACAAUAACAUCAGAAGAGGAAGAUCUAUUCCGCAGGAUGGCAGCAUUGCCAAAUGUCUAUGAAAAACUGGCCAACAGUAUUGCCCCAUCAAUUUAUGGAGCUAUCAAUAUUAAAAAAGCCAUAACAUGUUUGCUUUUUGGAGGUUCGCGGAAGAAAUUGCCUGAUGGAUUAACUCGAAGAGGGGAUAUAAAUGUUUUACUGUUGGGUGAUCCCGGUACAGCCAAAUCUCAGCUGCUAAAGUUUGUUGAAAGAGUUGCUCCCAUUGCGGUAUAUACAUCAGGAAAAGGUAGCUCAGCAGCUGGCUUAACAGCAUCAGUGCUGCGUGAUCCUGCUUCUCGUAGCUUUAUUGUUGAAGGAGGAGCUAUGGUUUUGGCUGAUGGAGGAGUAGUAUGUAUUGAUGAAUUUGAUAAAAUGCGGGAAGAUGAUAGAGUGGCCAUCCACGAAGCUAUGGAGCAACAGACGAUCUCUAUUGCCAAAGCAGGCAUUACAACUACACUUAACUCAAGAUGUUCUGUUUUAGCUGCCGCAAAUAGUAUUUUUGGAAGAUGGGAUGAAACUAAGGGAGAUGAGAACAUUGAUUUUCUGCCCACUAUUUUAUCAAGAUUUGAUAUGAUUUUCAUAGUUAAAGAUGAACAUGAUAGGAAUAGAGAUAUGGUACUAGCAAAACAUAUUAUGGGCGUUCACAUGAAUGCUGCUCAAAUUACGCAGGAGACUCAGGAAGGAGAGCUGUCAUUAGAAUUUUUGAAAAAAUACAUAAACUAUUGUCGUACUAGGUGUGGACCUAGACUAAAUAAGGAAGCUGCUGAAAAAUUAAAAAGGAAAUAUGUUUUGAUGAGAUCAGGUGCGAGUCAGCAUGAAAAAGAAAUUGAUCACAAAAAUUCAAUUCCCAUUACUGUACGUCAGUUGGAAGCCAUUAUAAGAAUGUCCGAGGCAUUGGCAAAAAUGCAGCUAUUGCCAUUUGCUACGGAAAAUCACGUUGAUGAGGCUUUGCGUCUUUUCCAGGUUUCUACUUUAGAUGCUGCAAUGAGUGGCUCUUUAGCAGGAGCAGAAGGGUUCAUUACGGAAGGGGAACAGGAGAUUGUAGCUCGAAUAGAGAAGCAAUUGAAACGUAGAUUUGCUAUCGGCACUCAAGUUUCGCAGCAAAACGUUAUUCAAGAUUUUGUCCAGCAAGGUUACCAAGAGAGAUCUAUUGUCAAGGUUAUCCAGGCUAUGAUCCGUAGAGGUCAACUGCAGCACAGGAUGCAAAGGAGAAUGUUGUAUCGUAUUAGCUAGAACUGUGUGGUAAAUACUGUUAUUCCAUUGAUGCUGCGAUUGAUUCCAUUUUCUUUUGUUUUUGGCAUUGUUUGCAAAUUUUUAUUGCGGUACAUUUAAAAUUGAAACAAAAAAUUCAAGCUUAGUGGAGCCCCUCAAUCUAUGGGAGCUCGGGCAUUUCCACUUCAGUAACUAUUAAAU
Messenger RNA from Cylas formicarius (sweet potato weevil), 2459 nucleotides. RefSeq names its product DNA replication licensing factor Mcm5 (gene Mcm5). Gene Ontology annotation, biological process: DNA replication; double-strand break repair via break-induced replication; DNA replication initiation. The record is from RefSeq and is a predicted model, not a curated record. Gene Ontology annotation, cellular component: nucleus; MCM complex. Gene Ontology annotation, molecular function: single-stranded DNA binding; ATP binding; DNA replication origin binding. The transcript is spliced from 11 exons. Lineage: Eukaryota; Metazoa; Arthropoda; Insecta; Coleoptera; Brentidae. The coding region runs from base 78 to 2279 and encodes 733 amino acids.